Messenger RNA from Lathyrus sativus (Indian pea), 618 nucleotides. The record is from the annotation of a GenBank genome assembly. NCBI's taxonomy places the organism in Eukaryota, Viridiplantae, Streptophyta, Magnoliopsida, Fabales, Fabaceae.
AUGGGAGAAUUAGAACUAGAAGAUAACAGCGUCAACAAAACCGAAUCGCAACAGCCACAGCCUCUGGACCCUGUCCCUGAAGAGAGUUCGCCUCUUCAGGAAAAUGAAUCAGAUAUUGUUAACCAAGAGCCUAAUCAAUCGGUCACAUCUACACUCGAUGAUCAGAAGGUUGCAGAUGAUCAUGCUGAAAAUAAGGAAACAGAAAACCAUGAUGAUAACAAAGAUACUAAGGGCUCAAGUGACAAAGAUACUGGUCUUGCAAAAAUUGUAGCAGAGAAAAGAUUGGCUUUAAUUAAAGCAUGGGAAGAUAGUGAAAAGACAAAGGCAGAAAAUAGGGCAUUCAAGAAGCAGUCUGCUGUUGGAUUAUGGGAGGAAAGCAAGAAAGCAUCCAUAGAGGCUCAACUCAAGAAAUUUGAGGAAAAUUUGGAAAGAAAGAAGGUUGAGUAUGUUUUAAAAAUGAAAAAUGACAUAGCUGAAAUCCACCAGUAUGCUGAAGAGAAAAGGGCAAUUGUUGAGGCUCAAAAAAGGGAAGAAUUCCUUGACCUAGAAGAGACAGCUGCUAAAUUUCGUAGCCGUGGAGUUGCACCCAAGAAAUUUUUAGGAUGCUUUAGCAGUUAA